Pistacia vera is the source of this 2368-nucleotide messenger RNA. RefSeq names its product ABC transporter F family member 3. Gene Ontology annotation, molecular function: ATP hydrolysis activity; ATP binding. The record is from RefSeq and is a predicted model, not a curated record. The transcript has 18 exons. Lineage: Eukaryota; Viridiplantae; Streptophyta; Magnoliopsida; Sapindales; Anacardiaceae. The coding region runs from base 101 to 2236 and encodes 711 amino acids.
UUAAGUUCGCUAUCUCUCCAUACUCCCAAUUUGCUCUCAGAACAAGAGCCCUUUCACAAACUCCUUUUCCUUGUUGUCUGUUAUACUACUGGCGGGCCCGAUGACCGAAGUGGCAAGCUCAGUGGUGCACGAGGUUCUCGGCCGGAGAGCCCUGGACGUGGACCAGCCGAUUAUUGACUACAUCGUCAACGUCCUUGCGGAUGAGGACUUCGAUUUCGGUGAGGAUGGCGAGGGCGCUUUCGAUGCCAUCGGCGAGCUCCUCGUUGGCGCGGAAUGUGUCACCGACUUCAAUGAGUGCCGCUUGGUUUGUAGUAAACUGACUGAGAAGUUUGGGAAGCAUGGGUUAGUGAAACCGAAACCAACUGUGCGGAGCCUUACGGCGCCUUUAAGAAUGAAUGAUGGAAUGGAUGAGGAGGUUCCGAAGAAGAAGCCUGAGGUGAUAGACGGUCCAGUUUUGACUGAACGUGACAAAGCCAAGUUAGAAAGGAAAAAGAGGAAAGACGAACGCCAGAGAGAGGCCCAAUACCAAAUUCAUCUGGCUGAAAUGGAAGCGGUUAGAGCAGGGAUGCCUGUGGCAUGUGUGAAUCAUGAGAGGGCUGGUGGGCCGGCUGUGAAGGAUAUACAUAUGGAGAACUUUAAUGUUUCUGUGGGCGGACGUGAUCUUAUUGUGGAUGGUUCAGUUACUCUUUCUUUUGGAAGGCAUUAUGGUCUUGUUGGAAGAAAUGGUACAGGAAAAACAACUUUUCUCAGGCACAUGGCUAUGCAUGCUAUUGAUGGUAUUCCUCCAAACUGCCAGAUAUUACAUGUUGAGCAAGAAGUGGUAGGGGAUGAUACAUCUGCCUUGCAGUGUGUUCUUAACACUGAUAUUGAAAGAACUCAGCUUUUGGAAGAAGAAGCAAGUUUGCUUGCUCAACAGAGAGAAUUGGACUUUGAGGAUGCAACUGAAAAGAUAAAUGGUUCAAUGGACAAAGAUGCUAUUGCUCAAAGGCUUGCGGAAAUAUACAAGAGACUUGAUGCCAUUGAUGCUGAUUCGUCAGAAGCACGUGCAGCUACCAUUCUUGCUGGCCUCAGUUUCUCUCCAGAAAUGCAAAGGAAGGCCACAAAGACAUUUUCUGGAGGGUGGCGAAUGCGAAUUGCUUUGGCUCGUGCUUUGUUUAUAGAGCCUGAUUUGUUGCUACUUGAUGAACCUACGAAUCAUCUUGAUCUUCAUGCUGUUCUAUGGCUGGAAUCAUACCUGGUGAAAUGGCCAAAAACGUUUAUUGUUGUUUCUCAUGCUAGAGAAUUUUUGAACACGGUGGUCACAGAUAUUCUUCAUCUACAUGGACAAAAACUGAAUUCUUACAAAGGGAAUUAUGAUACAUUUGAGAGGACACGUGAGGAACAGAUGAAGAACCAACAGAAGGCAUUUGAGGCGAAUGAACGAUCAAGAUCCCAUAUGCAGGCAUUUAUUGAUAAGUUCCGCUACAAUGCGAAGAGAGCAUCUCUUGUUCAGUCAAGAAUCAAGGCAUUGGACCGGAUGGGUUAUGUAGAUGAAGUUGUUAAUGACCCUGACUACAAGUUUGAAUUUCCAACUCCAGAUGAUAGGCCUGGGCCGCCUAUAAUAAGUUUCAGCGAUGCGUCAUUUGGUUACCCUGGUGGCCCAAUAUUGUUUAAGAAUUUGAAUUUUGGGAUUGAUCUUGACAGCCGCAUAGCAAUGGUUGGGCCAAACGGCAUUGGCAAAUCAACUAUACUCAAACUAAUUGCUGGCGAGCUACAGCCAAGCUCUGGAACAGUUUUCCGUUCAGCUAAGGUUCGCAUAGCUGUUUUCAGUCAGCACCAUGUUGAUGGGCUUGACCUAUCUUCAAAUCCCCUCUUGUAUAUGAUGCGCUGCUUCCCUGGAGUGCCUGAGCAGAAGCUUCGAGCUCACUUGGGUUCUUUUGGUGUAACUGGAAAUUUAGCGCUUCAACCUAUGUACACUUUGUCUGGUGGUCAGAAAAGUAGAGUUGCAUUUGCAAAGAUUACGUUCAAGAAGCCACACAUAAUAUUACUUGAUGAGCCAUCCAAUCAUCUUGAUUUGGAUGCUGUGGAGGCGCUAAUUCAAGGACUUGUUUUGUUCCAAGGAGGAAUUCUCAUGGUUAGUCACGAUGAGCAUUUGAUAUCUGGAAGUGUAGAAGACCUAUGGGUGGUAUCAGAAGGUAGGGUGGCACCAUUCCACGGGACGUUCCUGGAUUACAAGAAGAUACUUCAGUCCAAAUAGAAAUAGAUACUGGAAUUACAUUUACAUAUUUUUGUUUUGGAGGAUAUCAUAGGUUUAGUGCGAGAGUUCUCAUUACUAUAUGAAAUUGUUUUUGUUUUUGUCUUCUUAGUUAUAAUUCAUAUAUGUUAAAAA